Phyllopteryx taeniolatus (common seadragon) is the source of this 3376-nucleotide messenger RNA. It is a transcript of the gene abitram, whose product is annotated as actin binding transcription modulator. Gene Ontology annotation, cellular component: filopodium tip; nucleus; lamellipodium. Gene Ontology annotation, molecular function: actin filament binding; actin monomer binding. NCBI's taxonomy places the organism in Eukaryota, Metazoa, Chordata, Actinopteri, Syngnathiformes, Syngnathidae. The transcript is spliced from 8 exons. The coding region runs from base 1891 to 2499 and encodes 202 amino acids. Gene Ontology annotation, biological process: regulation of actin filament polymerization; dendrite morphogenesis; regulation of filopodium assembly. The record is from RefSeq and is a predicted model, not a curated record.
GUGAAAGGUACUGACGCAGAAUACAGCGGACAAGCGUAUUUCCCGGCUCGUGAGGUCGCAUCAGGGACAAGAGGGGAGUUGCGUGAAAGGGAAUGGUUAGCGGAAAUUUGCCGUAAAAGAGGCUCGGGAUUCCCGCAUGAUCCUGUACUACAGAACACGCCGAGAGGAAAUCCUGCAUCUGCGUCUUUGCCCGCAUCGGCUAUAAACGUUAACGGCUUCUUCCUCGUGGCCUUUACGAUUUGACAAACGUGCAAAAAUGUUCCUUACGGAGCGAGAGCGGACGAGUCAGCGUUUCGUUGGUGCAAAAAGCGCAGGAUCAAAUAAUGUCUGCUCUCGUAAAAAUCAAUGGCGCGUGACUCGUCGGCGGAAAGCCUCGUCACCUCCUGUGGGCGCUCGUGUAACGUCAUCGUUGCCGCCGGCAGUUGUCGGCCAUUUCGUUAUGACCGUUACUGCCACCUACAGGACAGGACCGGACAUGUCUGAUUGCUCGGCCUUGGCGGAGGUCCGUGCGCUUAAAACCCGGCCCACCCAUCUGUGACGUGAUCAAACAAUUGUGUUUAUUGCAGAAUCAAUGCGAAUGUGUUCAUUGAAUUGAUUUCGAAUUGAUUUCUAAUCCGUUCAUGCAUUUGCAUUUGACCUAUGUCAACGAACUGGCCCCCCCUUGUCCAUUUUAGAGAUGACCUUUGGCCCACAAACGUUGGGCCAGCUCUGCAUUAGGUGGCGGAGGUGUCCCUAAUGUUGUGACCGGCGAGUUUCAGCCUCUCUCGAUCCAAAAAAAAAAAAAAAAAGGGUGAUUUAAAGGCGGGAUGAGAGGAGGAAAUGAAGCAAGCGAGCGAUGGUGUCACGGCCUCGGUCGUCUAAUCUCCACAUCCUCCCGAGCAGCUGUCCAAACGUCUGACUUCACCUCCAGGAUGGAAGGAUGCAACACGCGCACUCCUGCCUGCGCGUUGCACUUUCUCGCUGGCCAAUUCGCUUUUGCUUUGUCAUAUUUUGCAUGAGAUGGUUACGGCACAAUUACUACAAUGCCAUCAACCGACCCCGUGACCUGUGAUGUCACUAACAGAGGAGCCAUUUAGCCCUUUAUUAAGCUAUCCUUCCUAGCAUGGUCAGGCGUUCACGUGGGCUAAUUAGAACCAUAACGUCAUUGAUUAUGGCAUACAGUAAUUGCCGCGUAAUUACCGAUAUUAUGGCUUGAGCAGUCAGGCUGAGAAGCGUUGCGCACUUUUGCGUUACUUUCUUGUAUUUCUUCGCCCCGACCGACGUCGUUUGAGAAGAGCCAUUCGGCAGCGCAUCAGCGCGUCGUCCCUUGCAAGGUGAGACGCGCAACGUGGGCCAAGUAGCGGGGAGACUGGUGGCGGUUGGGGGAAACGGGAGGCCAUAUUUAGAAAGAAAACAAAAGCGUUUGCACGUGGAAGGUCUCAGUGCAGCCCACGAGGAGGGACGGGCAGCUCAAGCUUUUCUGGGAAGACGUCGGGGGGAGAGUAUUUGGAUCGAAUUUCAAGACGGAACAUCCGCGAAAUAGUUUCGCAUUCGUCCUCCUUCUUCUUCUUCUUCUGGCAUGGAGAUGAAUUUCUUCCGGCUUCUGAUUGGCUACAGCAGCCUGACAAUUCGGACUUGAAUGGUUUAUGACGAGCGAAGACGCAUCCUGGCCUUGGCCCGUCUCCUUCUGCGUUUCCUUAUCUGGCUCUCCGAGCUGCUGGACCGGCUCCAUGUGCAAGGAGGCGGGGGGACGUGCGGGGGUGCCAAAGAAGAAGCCGAGUGUGGCGCUGGUAGCCGACGUGGAGCUACGUGCGCGCGCCUCGUGCGUGACGCUGCUGCGGACGCUCCAGCGACGACGACGGCCCGUCGGUGAACCUCUCGGGGAGGAGCGUUCCAACGAUAAGUCGUGAAAUGCGGGGAAUGUCGAAUAUUUCCACCCGACCGUUGAGGCUUCCGUGUCGCGUGAGACUCAUGGAAAAAGGCAACAAGGCGGCCCCGCAACAGCAAAACUUUCCGUCUCGGCAGCGGCUCAAUGCACACAAUAUGAAGGGAAACCCGUAUGAGGACCAUUGCAUCCUUCAGCAUUCCAACAGGAUAUGCGUCAUCACCUUGGCCGAGACUCACCCGCUGCUGGAGAAAGGGCGAACCAUCGCAAAGAUCGACUACCAGAUCAGCAACGGCUGCAGCCGCUUAAACAACAAAGUGUCCGGAAAGUCCAAGCGGGGAGGUCAGUUCCUUACCGAAUUUGCUCCUCUGUGUCGGAUAACGUGCACGGAUGAAAGAGAGUUCACCGUCUACAGCUGCAUCAGGGGACGUCUUCUGGAGGUCAACGAGAACAUUCUGGAAACGCCGGCCCUCUUACAGGAGAAGCCAUCCACGGACGGUUACAUCGCCGUCAUCCUGCCCAAGUUUGAGGAGAGCAAAAGCAUCACAGAGAACCUUCUGAGUCGGGACGACUUUGAAAAGCUCGUCGCCGGACGAGACGCCGCGCAGGCGACGGCGGUAACGCAACCGUCCUGACGAAGCCUCGUGUGAAAAAACAAAAAAUGAAAUGUGGAAGAAGUGUUGCUCUGUGCCUUCACGCCAGCCACGUCUUUGGGUACACUGUGCCGGAGAAUAUUCAGCAUAGGUUGGAGUGUUGACUUAUUAGACAUUUGCAUUUGAUUGGGCGAGUCCACUUUUGGGGGACUAAUGGAAACAGGCAAAACGACCCAAAACUUCUGGGCGUGGAUUCUAGAGACUUAUUAUUAUUUAUUUUUUUUGUGGGUCUAAUCAUGACAUGACGGCAACAGCAAUUUAAGCUGUUAGUUGAGUUUCUUCAAAGUUCGCUGCCGCGCACGUGGUGGAAAAACCAAAAAUGCUUCCCGAUGAAGUGUACAACAUUUCGAGGAAAUGCGGCAGACUUCCUGAGACACGGCUUCCUUCCGAGUUUUGCUCAUGACAGACACGUUGCUCCGGGGGGCAACUUAUUAAAUGUUCUCGUUUUAUGGCGAGUCAUCCAACUGCGUCACCGCGCUACGCCCGCAGGCUAUGACAAAAAGUCAAAAUGUCUUGCAAUUUUUGGGAGCAGCCCUCCGUUUAGUGUACGUGCUUCCGAUUUUGCAGCAGUUGCGAGAAAACAAAUUCUCGGAGCUGUGGGAAUGGUCAAAAAUGACUCCUGGAUGGCCACCUUAGUGUCUUUUCCAUUCUCGCCUACAAAAUGUCACGUUGCUUAGUUCAACUCUCUUGUAUUGGUUGUAAUACCUAAUGGCGGUUGUAUAGAGUGAAAACAUUUGAGUUUGAAGCCUUAUUUAUGGUUUACUUAAGUUUUGGGUCAAUGGCAAAUCAUGUUUAGUUUUGUAUAGAUGUCACUACAAAACAACCAACAGUGACGUAAUAAAAAAUAGUUUAUUAUUUA